AUGUCAAACUCGGACCUUCUGAAGGGCGAGUUCGACCUUUCGAACACUGACAAUUUCAAUAUAAUGCAAUACUUGGGCGCCACUGAAGCUGGUUACGAUACGAACGAGGAGGAUGGUUCAAUGGUCUCUCCGACGUCUUCUGCUGGAAGUAUUCAUCAGAAUCAAGGAGUUCAACAACAAAUGCUUCUGAGACAACAGAAUCAAAAUUUCCCCAACCGACGUCUUCCGGACUCUCCUCCAAUGACGGAUCUCUGCGGCAACGCAUCGUCAACAUCCUCAUCAUCUCAUCACUCGGAUCCAAUGUUCUCUCCAAAUGAAUUCAACGGCUACAAUGGUGCAAACAAUAAUAACAAUCAAUCAAUGAUUCUCGGUGUACACGAUCUCCCACACCAGCAACGUGGAAACCAAAUGAUGGCUUCCCAACAAGCCCUUCAACAACAACAAUCUCGACAACAGCAAUCACAACAGCAAUCACAAGCCUUCUGGAAUCAAACAAGUGCACAACAAACACCGUUACCGCAGUUGGCUCUCUUCAAUAUUCUUCAAGACAGUGGAAUGUCUAGCCCUGUUUUGGAUAUGCCACGGAAAAGAAGUCGGUUGGAUACUCCGUGUGAAACACCAAGAAUUGUGACAAGCUACUCUGGACAAGAUGGAUUCACUGAUGAGAACUACAGUCAACAACAAGCCAUCAGGUUCUCAAAGUUCCAAGAAGACCAAUGGAAUCCACUAUUCGAUGUGAAUGCCCACGUAUUGCAACAACUGCAAGUCCAUGUUGUUGCUGAUAAGGGAUUCAAUUACAGUCAUUCUGACAACUGCUUCGUCAACCAGAAAAAGAAUCACUUCCAGGUGUCUGUCAACGUGGAAGCCUCUGAUGUCAUGCCACCAAAAUACGUGUCAUUCAACGGACGCCUCGUGCCAAUUCGUGAUUUCAAGCUUGCCUUCAGUGGAGUGAAAGCUGAGAUGCCUACUUCUGAAAUCACUAUUCGUCAAUCUCGUGCUGACCGUAAACCACAUCCACACACUCCAGUUCUCUUCGAGAUUCAAGAACGACGAAUGACGAAAGUGUGUGUUCCACGUCUUCAUUUCUCAGAGACAACACUCAACAACCAGAGAAAGAACUAUCGACCGAACCCAGAGCAAAAGUACUUCUUAUUGGUUGUGCGACUCUUUGCCAGCAUUGACGACGAAACGAGUGUUCUCAUUCAAUCGUAUGCUUCUGAGAAAGUCAUCGUCCGAGCGACGAAUCCAGGAAGUUUUGAUCCUCCAGAUUCUGAUGUUGCCUGGCAAAGAAGUGGAGGAACUCUCUAUACUCCAGGACAAGUUGCAAUUGGAACUGAACGUCCAGCAGAUAAUGCUCGUUUGACAGUCACUGGUGAUAUUUAUUGCAGUGGAAGAGUUAUCAAUCCAUCGGAUAUCCGACUCAAAGAAGGAAUUUCCGAGAAAGAAACUGCCGAAGCCAUUGAGAACUUGUUGAAACUUCGUGUUGUUGAUUACCGUUACAAGUCAGAAGUAGCUGAUGUAUGGGGACUCGAUGAGCAACAACGUCAACGAACAGGUCUCAUUGCUCAAGAACUUCAAGCUGUUCUUCCGGAUGCCGUUCGUGAUAUUGGAGACUACUUGACAAUUGAUGAAGGACGAGUAUUCUACGAAACUGUUAUGGCAACUCAACAAUUGUGCAGAAUGACUGGAGAUUUGGAUAACAAGAUUGAUGAGAAAGUUGCUGAAAUCAGCAAGAGACUAUCAGAGUAUGCAAUCCGCAAGAAGCUCGCAAGUUCAAUGGGAUCCAAUCUAAAUGGAGACAACAAAAGUCUCUCGUUUUCAAGAUGUUCUCUCACAUCAACAGCCACCAAUGCCACGUCACAAGUGAACAAAAGAAGAAGUCGAAAGAAUAAGAUCAUCAAGCAAGCACGAUCAUGUGGAAGUCGAAUCAGUCAAGGAACUGUUGUCACCUUGGUUUCCAUAAUGGCUAUGUGUCUUCUAGCAAUGUCUGCACUUUAUAUUCUUGAUUGGCAUAACAGAAACUACGGAUAUCAUCAACAUCGUGAACACGGUCCAAAACCAGAUAUGGCUAAUCUCGUUAUUCCUUCUAUUGAUAUGCAGCCCAGCGCAUUGGUAAUACUUGAAAAAUGCUUCACUCCCACUUGUAAAACGUAUUGUUGUACGGACGAUCCGCCUGAAGUAGUAGACACUGGAGCCAUCGAAACACAUGGCCUACAGAAUGAUGUGAAAGUCCCCGCAGAACAAUCAGCAGUCAACAAAACGAAUGCCCUUGCAAGGAGUCAACUGUUGAAUCCAAUCUCAUUUGGAACUGGAGUUGAAAUCAAGAUUCCCAUGCUCAAUAUUACAAUUGAUCAACGCUAUUGCUAUAUGAGAAGUUGCAACAAGAAACGAGGAGUAUACAAUCUCUACAUUCCAGUCUCAAAAUAUAUGCCUGAUGGUGGAAUUGAAAUCGAGAUCAACACUCCAAUGUCCAAAGUAAUUGGUAACUGUGGAGCUCUUCCAAGCGCAGAGUUCGUUCCUAAAGAGUGCACAAUUAACAAACGACAACAAAGCAAAUCUCCAACUUCAAUAAGACUAUUCGAUAAUCUUUUCGAAAUCAAUAUGGGUUCCUUCAUUCAAUCCGCCUACCGUUUCCGAGUUGGUUACUCCACUGAGUCUUGUUUCACUGAUGAAACAAAUGGAAUGUAUGAGGAAUAUAAUUUGAUAUUCUAUCGCACCUGUAAGUACAAUCAUCUCUUUUUGGAAUUCUAG
This is a messenger RNA of Caenorhabditis remanei, 2751 nucleotides long. RefSeq lists its product as uncharacterized. The record is from RefSeq and is a predicted model, not a curated record. The transcript is spliced from 8 exons. NCBI's taxonomy places the organism in Eukaryota, Metazoa, Nematoda, Chromadorea, Rhabditida, Rhabditidae. Gene Ontology annotation, cellular component: nucleus; endoplasmic reticulum membrane. The coding region runs from base 1 to 2751 and encodes 916 amino acids. Gene Ontology annotation, biological process: positive regulation of DNA-templated transcription; protein autoprocessing. Gene Ontology annotation, molecular function: sequence-specific DNA binding; DNA-binding transcription factor activity.